AUGGCUGUCUGUAAUUUAAUGGCUUUUAUCGUCUUCACCCUGUGGCCGUGUAUGCCACCAAGAUUGCUAAGUGACGAGACCGUUGCUGGCGACAUUGGCACAAUCGCACGGAGUUUCGGCUUCACGGAUACGGUCCACGGUGCUGACGGUGCCGUGUCUGUCUGGACGGCUAACAAGUUUUGCAACCAGUGGGCAGCUAUGCCAUCUCUACAUUUCGGGUAUUCCUUGCUUGUGGGAAUCACGAUCAUGACCACUCCUUUAGCACCACAACAUCGACGGGCGAGAUCUGUGCAGAUACCAUUUUUCAACCAAUCUCAUCCACAACUUGCUCCACAGGUCAAGUUGCCGCCAACACGAAGACUACUUUGUUUGUUGGUCGGAUUCCUCUAUCCCUUCACGAUCUUGAUUGCGAUAGUGUCGACGGCCAACCAUUUCAUACUUGAUGCAGUGGCGGGCGCCAUGAUUUGUGCUAUCGGAUGGCGAGUGAAUGGCGUCCUGCUGAACCUGUUACCAUUCGAAGAUUGGUUUCUGUGGUGUCUGAGGAUACACAAGCCGACAUUCGAAGCAUUUGAGACGGCCGAGCUUAACACAUCUGAUGCCGGAGUGAACUUUGGAACGAGACAGUCAGUUCAGGAACUUUAG
Lithohypha guttulata is the source of this 642-nucleotide messenger RNA. RefSeq lists its product as uncharacterized. The record is from RefSeq and is a predicted model, not a curated record. The coding region runs from base 1 to 642 and encodes 213 amino acids. Gene Ontology annotation, molecular function: inositol phosphoceramide synthase activity. Lineage: Eukaryota; Fungi; Ascomycota; Eurotiomycetes; Chaetothyriales; Trichomeriaceae. Gene Ontology annotation, cellular component: inositol phosphoceramide synthase complex. Gene Ontology annotation, biological process: inositol phosphoceramide metabolic process; sphingolipid biosynthetic process. The transcript has 2 exons.